Molecule: messenger RNA, 1620 nt
Organism: Monascus purpureus
Lineage: Eukaryota; Fungi; Ascomycota; Eurotiomycetes; Eurotiales; Aspergillaceae
Source: the annotation of a GenBank genome assembly
AUGACCAAAGAAUCCUGGGAGCUCAAAGCAAAACACGCCAGGGAUAUCCUGCAAAAAUCCAUCCCCAAGCAAUGGCUAGCACCGCCGGAGAAACUGCCACCGGCAGAACAGCUGGAUGUUCAUGAUUUCCCCAGAACCAGCGGCUUGCUUUCUGAAAAGGAGCUGUCCAUCACGGAGAAAUCGGCUACCGCUCUUGUGGCUGAUAUGGGAUCGGGAUCGUUGACUGCGGAGGAGGUUGUCGUUGCGUUUCUCAAGAGGGCCAUUUUGGGUCAUCAGCUGUUGAAUUUCGCAACCGAGUUUAUGGCCGAUAGAGCUAUUUCUCGAGCGAAAAAGCUUGACGAGUAUUUCAAGGAGACAGGGAAGCUGGUCGGGCCUUUGCAUGGCGUUCCGAUCAGUGUCAAGGAACACGUUGGGAUCAAAGGCCUUACGCAUAAUGCGGGUUUUGUGGCAUGGGUUGACGAGGUUGCCACAGAGGAUGCACUGCUGCUUCAGUAUCUGGAGAAAGCCGGCGCCGUCUUUCAUGUCCGGACAAAUCAGCCACAAUCUCUCAUGCACCUUGAUUGCACAAACAAUGUCACCGGAAUCACAGUGAACCCCUACAACCGCAAGCUCUCCCCCGGAGGAUCCUCCGGUGGCGAGGGAGCGUCCAUGGGAUUUAGAUGUGCGCCGCUGGGUGUUGGGACAGACAUUGGCGGCUCGAUCAGAGCACCAGCUGCAUUUUGCGGCGUGUAUGGUUUCCGUCCAACUGCUCUCCGGCUUCCCACGGGCGGUGCAAAGUCAGCCUCGUGCGGGCAGGAGUCUGUCAAGGCUGUCAUCGGACCGCUCGCAAGUCAAUGUGUUGAAGAUCUUGAACUUUUCCAACGAGCCGUCAUCGACCAGGAGCCGUGGGAUGUCGAUACGUCUUUGGUUCCAUUGCCCUGGAAGAAGAUUGAACCUACCAAGGACAUCACUGUGGGGAUUAUAUGGGAUGAUGGAAUUAUUGCACCGCAUCCUCCCAUCAUGAGGGGGUUGCAACAUGUAAAGGAGAAGCUUGUGGCUGCUGGGAUCAAAGUGGUCGAUUGGGAGCCGUAUAAGCACGAUGAGGGAUGGGAGAUAGUUUCCGCCCUUUAUUUCCCCGAUGGUGCCAAGAGCCAACUCGAAGUCCUGAAUGCGUCCGGUGAACCGAUCCUGCCUCUGACCCAAUGGGCCUUCAAAUACAGCCGCCCGACAGCCUUGUCCAUAAACGAGAACUGGGCAUUCAACAGGAGGAGAGAUGAAUACAGAGAUGCAUACCAGCGUCUCAUGAAAGAACGUGGAGUGGAUUUCAUCCUGAGCCCAACUUUCAACAGUGUCGCUGCCCUCGUGGGCGAGCCCCAAUACUGGAACUACACUGCCAUCUGGAACAUCCUGAAUCUGCCCUCGUCUGUCUUUCCGACGGGCCUAUACCAGGACCCAGCCAUCGACAAUCUCCCAGAGUACAAGCCGCGCAACGAAGAGGAAGAGCGAGAGUGGAAGAAGUACUCGCAGCCGGAACUGUACACGGGCGCACCCAUCUGCUUGCAGUUGUCUGGAAAGCCUUACAAGGACGAGGAGACGCUUGCAGCGACCAAGCUGAUAUCUGAGAUUGUCCUUUCGAAAUAA